Molecule: messenger RNA, 240 nt
Organism: Acanthoscelides obtectus
Lineage: Eukaryota; Metazoa; Arthropoda; Insecta; Coleoptera; Chrysomelidae
Source: the annotation of a GenBank genome assembly
AUGGAAGCUGAUCAUAUCCAUGCACUUAUCGAACGAGUUAUAAAUAAACAACCAACCAUGAAAAUAUGUACGCCAUGGGACUGGCAGCAACGUAUAAGAUCAACCGGGGCCACAGUUUCUGAGAUGCAGUUAGACGACUUCAAGAACUUCGAGGUCUUAUAUUCCGGCACAGGAUCACCUCUCAUUCAAAAGAAACAGAUGGUAGACAAAGAAAGCUUUUUAGUGUCAUCAGCGGUGUGA